UGUAUAAUCAUGUACCUCUACAUGUGUAAAAUAAUUUGUAUAAUUAUAUACCUGUACACGUGUAUAACAACGUACUUGUACAACUGUAUAAUAAUUUGUAUAGUUAUAUAUCUUUACGUGUGUAAUAAUGUCAACAACGAGAAUACAGUAUAUCUACAUACCUAUCUAUCAUGCGUAUAUAGUUUCCCCCUCCACCUCACCCUAACCUUAACACGAAUCUCAGCUCAACCCUUUCCACAGAUUGGUGGAACAGCACAUCAGCUGACGAGAAUUUUGACGUCGAUGGCUACCGAUCCGUCAGUGUUUAUCCGUACCCCAGUACCCGGUGCCCGAAAAUGACGUCACUAACUGGACCCGAGGGCAUCUGUCGGUCUCUUUGUCGAAGUGACGCCGACUGCUCUUAUUUACAGUAUUGUUGUCCGAACAGCUGUGGGAAAGUGUGCGUGGCUCCCCAGGUGUUUGAGACCGAGGCCUGUGGCUGUUCGGUGUCAUUUCUGCCUCAGUGGAGUGACGGAUAUCCUGAUGUUCGAUUUGCAAGGUUUCUAAAUUUCCUUUGGCGGGCUGUAAAGGGCAGAUUUUCAUCAUCAAUGGACGUGCACAUACUCGAUGAAACUUUCGAGACAACGAGAGUCGGGCCCGUCGAGACCUUUUGCCAACUUGAGAAACUGUUGCAAGUCGAUCUUGUGCACAAACCAGUUGAUCUCUUUACAAAACCUCGCAGGAAGUUAUUCAUCGUGGGCGAGGACCCCGAAUGGUUCGAAUACGUGCUCGACGUAGCGGCUGUGUCGGGAGCCUUCGAAUCCGUGUGCGCGAUUGUGGUCGGGGAAACUCAGCUGAACGAGAGUAUCCAGAACUCGUUCGUUUCCUCGGGUGAGCCUUGCGUGUGGCAAGUGGCUUUGUCUUCCCAGCUGAAUGACCUAGUGACAGAAGUUCAAGCCGUUAUUGAUGAUGGGGGAGGUUGUGCGUGUCUUGACGACGACGAGGAAGUCUCAAAGGGAUGUGCUGAUGUAGGCGAAAGGUGUAAAUACGACACAGACUGCGGACUUCGACGAAUCUGCGUGGGCGGAGUGUGCCAAGAGCGGCCGUGUUUCCAAACUGAAAUCUUCCAAGAAUAUUUUGCUGGAUAUGAUUAUUACGCUUACUACGAUUAUGGCUAUGAGUACUAUGAUUAUUACGAUUACUACGAUUUUGACUACGAGUACUAUGAUUAUUACGAAGACAAAACUAUUGAUUACGUGUCUUACAUGCUGUUCUACCACGCUUAUGACUAUUACCUUCAGGAGAGUGCAGGGAAUAGUCGUUCUAUGAGGAAAAAAGCUGGAGAUUUCAGUAAACUUAAGAAAAACAGUGUUAAGAGACACGGUGUUAAGAAAUCGAAGAAAGCUGUUGCAAGAAAUGCAAGAUUGUCUUCUUAUCCCAGUGAAACGGGUUGCUGUUUGUUCAGCGAAUUCACCUGCAGUGGUUUUCCUACUCUCUGCGUUCCCGGGUACUUCGUGUGCGAUGCCGAUGCUGACUGUAUGAAUGGCGAAGAUGACGCUCCCGAAGCCUGUCAGACACGUGUUUGUGGCGACGGGAAGUUCCGCUGCGCCUCGGGGCAAUGCAUCGACGCCUGGGAUGAGUGCGACGGCUUCAAGGACUGCCUCGACGGAUCCGACGAGCACUGCCAAAGCCACACCGACUGCCCUGCUGGCCGCCCUCACCUCUGCUCCUCCGGGGAAUGCAUCGGCUUCCGCUCCGUAUGUGACGGGAUUUCCGACUGCUACAGCUUAGAGGACGAGCUUCCCUGCGAGUGCAUUGGGUUCAGGUGUUCUUCUGGAGAAUGUCUUUCCGCCACGAUGGAGUGCGACGGCAAAGCCGACUGCUUCGAUGGAUCCGACGAACUGUGCGGCCUUCCCGGCGGGGGCCCGUGUCCGGACGCGCGGCCCGUGUCUUGCGCCGACGGAAGCUGCAUAGCCGAAUCCAGUGUUUGCGAUUCGAUCGCUAACUGUGCCGAUGGAUCGGACGAAGACGCCGAGGUCUGUUUGCCGGGAGAGUGCUUCCGCUGCGCCUCCGGGGAGUGCGUCCAUCCGGAGUACCGAUGCGAUGGCCUCGACGACUGCAAGGACGGCUCGGAUGAAAACGACUGCGCAUCCUUCUCUUGCAGCGAUGCUUCAUUCAAAUGCGCGUCGACUGGCGAGUGCCUGGGCGCGGGGGUCGUUUGCGACGGAAGAGAGGACUGUCGAGAUGGAAGCGACGAAGCUGGCUGUGCCGCGGCUCCCUGUCCGCAAAAACAGCCUUUUAAGUGCUCGUCAGGAGAAUGCGUCAGCUAUGCACAACUCUGCGACGGCGUGUACAACUGCAAGGACCGGAGCGACGAGAGCAAGUGUCAAAAUAACAUCUGCCCUCCUUUCAGCAGGUUCAAGUGUACUUCAGGACAGUGCAUAAGGUUCUCUGACGCUCGUUGUGACGGCGCCAUCGACUGCAUUGACCGCAGCGACGAAGUGAACUGCCAGAUCACUUGCUCACCUGAUGAGUUUGAGUGCGCUGCAGGGGGUUGCAUAAGCAGGACUCACGUGUGCAACGGCCUGAGAGAAUGUCGAGACGGAAGCGACGAGAACGAGUGCGACUUGUCGUUGCCGUGUCCGGAAGAUCGGUUCCGAUGUAAGGAGUCUGGAGAGUGCGUCCACGAGAAUAUUGUCUGCGACGGCGACUUCGACUGCGCAGACGGAAGCGACGAGACCGGCUGUCAAGAAGCUACGUGUCCAGAAGAUAGACCUUUUCACUGCGGUUCAGGAGAAUGUGUCCCGGAAUUUUAUGCGUGCGAUGGAUUCUUCGACUGCAAAGACGGUAGCGAUGAAGGCAACUGCAAGGAGUCCAGCGUUUGCGAUCGUCUUGAAAUACUAUGUAAGAGCGGCCAGUGUAUCGACUUAUGGCGUCGCUGCGACGGCGUCAGGGACUGCCGGGACGGGGACGACGAAGAGGACUGCCAGAACUUCGCCUGCGCCGCCUUCCGCCCCUUCCACUGCGGGUCGGGCGAGUGCCGACGCCCCUACUACCGAUGCGAUGGUUUCUACCAGUGCCAGGACGGGAGCGACGAGGCGGGCUGCGCCACCUUCACCUGCCCGGACCUCCGACCCUUCAAGUGCGCCAACGGAACCUGCAUCACGAUCUACCAAGUGUGCAACGGUCUCGAUGACUGCGGCGACGGCAGCGACGAACUCGGCUGCCAAGACUUUCAGUGCCCGGCCCAGACGUUCCAGUGCCCGGAGCGGAACUGCAUACCGACGUAUUACGUGUGUGACGACUACCCUGACUGUGACGCCGGUGACGAUGAACAGAAAUGCGAGGACCCGGAGCGGGACGCAGAUAUGGCGGGGCAAAAGCAAACGGGAUAAUGAUAAUGGCAGUGUUACAUAAGUAUGUUUAGUCUUAUAUCAAGGAGAUAAAAUUAAGAUAUAUAUAUCAAAGAUAGAUAGGAUUAAGAAUUAUAUACCUAAGAAACAGAAUUAAGAUAUACAUUAAAAUAGAGACAAGAUUAAGAUACACACCC
Penaeus monodon (black tiger shrimp) is the source of this 3529-nucleotide messenger RNA. Its product is annotated as low-density lipoprotein receptor-related protein-like. Bases 336 to 3374 code for a protein of 1012 amino acids. Gene Ontology annotation, cellular component: extracellular region. The transcript has 8 exons. Lineage: Eukaryota; Metazoa; Arthropoda; Malacostraca; Decapoda; Penaeidae. The record is from RefSeq and is a predicted model, not a curated record. Gene Ontology annotation, molecular function: protein binding; peptidase inhibitor activity.